This is a messenger RNA of Fonsecaea nubica, 882 nucleotides long. RefSeq lists its product as hypothetical. Bases 1 to 882 code for a protein of 293 amino acids. NCBI's taxonomy places the organism in Eukaryota, Fungi, Ascomycota, Eurotiomycetes, Chaetothyriales, Herpotrichiellaceae. Gene Ontology annotation, molecular function: 1-acylglycerol-3-phosphate O-acyltransferase activity. The transcript is spliced from 2 exons. Gene Ontology annotation, biological process: phosphatidic acid biosynthetic process. Gene Ontology annotation, cellular component: membrane; endoplasmic reticulum. The record is from RefSeq and is a predicted model, not a curated record.
AUGUUCUUCCUCCUUCGCUACAUUCUCUAUUUCCUAGGCUUCUACUUCGUCACCAUGUUAUCCUGCUUCGCUCUCUAUACCUAUCUUCCGAAGCCUCCCAAAAUCCUCGGUUUCGUCGCGCGCACCAUGGCCGCCUAUCUGAGCCUCAUAGCCUGCGCAGCGUAUGGCACAAUUUCCUCUGCUGUCCUCCGAGUCUUUGGUCUACAUUUUGCAUAUGCACAAUGGACGACAGCGAAAGCGUUUAAGAAUCUUUGCACCUACACAGUGGGGGUGAAAUUCGACAUCUUGGACAACGGCUACGAGAUCCUAAACAACACCCGCCCCGCCGUCUUCAUCCUCAACCACCAAACAGAGCUUGAUGUACUGCUACUAGGCUGGAUAUGGCCAAAGUACUGUUCCGUCACGGCCAAGAAGUCACUCCGCAACGUCCCCUUCCUAGGCUGGUUCAUGACGCUCUCGGGCACUGUUUUCAUUGAUCGGGUGGACAGAAGUGCAGCCUUGAAGGCUUUCGAGGGUGCUGCCAGGACCAUGCGAGAGAAGAGACAGAGCGUUGUCAUAUUUCCCGAGGGAACGAGAAGUUACUCGGUGGAGCCGAUGCUGCUCCCAUUCAAGAAGGGGGCAUUCCAUCUAGCUGUGCAGGGUGGUGUACCUAUUGUCCCGAUUGUGGCAGAGAACUAUAGCAGUGUGUUGAGCCCCAAGGCUAAGAGGUUCAAUGCUGGAACAAUCCGAGUCAAAGUGCUUGAUCCUAUUCCUACAAAUGGCCUCACGGCCGCGGACGUUGAUAAACUAACACAAGAUACUCGUGAAAGGAUGCUCAAUGCCAUCAUAGCCAUGGGUAAAGACUCGGAGUCACGAUCUGUACAGAACAAGAAGGACUCGUGA